Amoebophrya sp. A120 is the source of this 3037-nucleotide messenger RNA. The record is from the annotation of a GenBank genome assembly. NCBI's taxonomy places the organism in Eukaryota, Dinophyceae, Syndiniales, Amoebophryaceae.
AGAACCCUAAGAGCUGCUAGUAUCUUAUUCUUAUAAUUAUUAUUAUAAUUAUAAAUAUUUCGUCAAAAACAACAAUCUGUGCUGCGGCUGAAACAAAACGACUACCAUGGAUGCAGACGGCGGGAAUGAAUUCCGACGGGGGCGACCGCCUUCUACCUCACAACAACAUCCACGACCAACAAGCCCGAAACCCGUUUUGUACACCCUUCUCGCACUUCUCGGCGCCUCUGCGUGGAUGCCAGUGCAGUGCGUCUUCAGUGACGCGUGGAAGCUCAUUCCCCUGCUGCCGGACGGAUACCAGCUGCCAAGUAACCUGUCUCUCGCCGCACAGACUGGCCUGGUUGCAGUGCUAAUGUAUAGAUACAAUUCUCGUUUUUUUUUUUUUGCAUGUGCCUCGUGAAAAUGCGUUUACCAUUCUUGAAUGCUCUCUCUUAGUGGUAUGAUGUAUGAAGAAAUAUUUCCAAUAAUAAUAGCACGACUAGUAGUACGACUUUGUUGUCGACGUGCACGAGAGAACCAACUGAACGAAUGCACGACACGUCAGCCAGCUCCUGCUGGUAAAACUGCCUCCUUAUUCAUAACUCCAGACACACUUUCCUGUUCCGCAAUGUGGAGCAUGCGCAGAGUUUGCCAGUGCUUUCCGGGACCAUCCUCACGGUUGUCGUCGGUGACGUGAUUGCUCUCGGUCUUUUGGCCUCUUCCUGGGGCUACCUGUACAACGGCGAGGAGAUGAUAAGCGUCGGGGAACUGCAAGGAAGUACGAGCUACGGGGCAGUUGAACAAGUUGUUCCACAAGUACCACCGGUUCCACCUGUGGAAAAUCUACAAUUCUUUUCAACAUCAACAACACCUACCACCACUUCAUCUACUUCACUCUCCUACUUCAAUAUCCUGUUUUACCUUUGCUACACGCUGCUCGCCUGUUUCGCGUGCCUGACGAACCUGUCCUACUGGCCUUUUGUGGCGCACUGCUUGGAUCCGGUGGACGUCCCGACGGGCGUCGUGUGUCUCUCAGGGGGUGCGACGAGUUCCGUGGGUUUUAUCGCGGUGUUUGUCAGUCUGCAGCGAUAUUUCGACUGGUCGCCAGCCGUGUACUUUGGGCUGUUCGCUGUUUUGUAUGCAGUUGUGUUUCUUCCGGUGGUUGUUUACUUGGUGCAUCACUGCAGGCGGCGGGUGGAGGCCAUAGUACUUGCUGCGGAGCGUAGUGUAGAUGUUGCCGGUGCCGCGGGUGCAGCGGUGAUUAGAUCUGAAGACGAUGAGGUGACGUGUGAUCAGUUGAAUACAGGACGAGAACCCAGCAGGAGUUCAAGCCUCACUGAAUCACAAGAAGCGAUGAAGAAUCUCUACCCGCAGCACGGUGGAGAGACAGCACAACAACCACGCUCAGCAGCAUCACCCUUGCCGCUGCAACCACACCGAGUAGAAGACCACUUCGAGACCGCGGAACUUCAGCAGCAGGAAACCGCGAUGGUCGACGUCCCACCACCCUCCAGGACGAGCCAAAAUGUACUGUCGCUCGUAUCCCUAUUUCUCGCGGGCGCUUUUCAGAACGGCCUUUUUCUGUCUCUCACCGUUUUUGCGUGCCGCGUUGUGACGAAGGGCGAUGCCGGCGAGACAAACUACCUCUAUUUUCUCAUCACCAAUGUUUCCGGCUGGCUCACUCCCUUCGCCGUUGCCGCGGCCUACUGGUGCUACGCGCGGCGCAGUGUGCGGAUACUCGCGACACUGUACUGGCUGUUAGUCGGGGGGUUUGUCUUGGCGUUAGCGGUUCGGGGCGGGGCAGACGGAGACGAGAGCAGAGAAACUGAAGCAUCACAGAGGUGGUCCUCGUUUACGAGCGACGACGGACGUGUAAUUCAGCCAAACGAUGUCUUCAGCACGCGCUUUACCACGGCGACAAGAAGAAGAACCGAGAUAACGGUAAGCCGAGACCGCGAUGAAGCAGAACCGAUGCAGCACAACAUUGGGAGAAAAGAUCAUCAGCGAGACAGCACCAGUGACCCUCUUGUUGCAACUGAUCAAGCAUUGCAAACGCCGUCGAGUCGUGAGGAGAAAGUGGUUGUUGAUCCUACUGUCGUAUGGGGACGAACACCAGAAAAUUAUGACAGCAAACAUGCGCUCUUUGAUGAAGAUUCACAUUCACGAUCACGACACCGACAAACGUACAGAGGGAAUGACAAUGAUGAAAGUUUCGCUGCUACUAGUACAGCUUCAACACUCGAAAACUACAACUUCCUCUUUCUUCAGGACGACCACCCCCAUGAUUUCCCGCGUGGUCUCUUCGUACUUUUCGUCAUCUCUGGGAUCACGAUUUUGCCCUUUGGAAAGACCAUGACCAUGGCUACGCUCGGAGCUGCGUCAACAUGUGGCGACGCGAAGCCGGCUUUAAGCCAAGCGGGGCGCGUGCUGCAAUUCGGAAGCUCCCUCGGGUCGUUGCUUUUCUUCUUGUUCGCAAGAACUCUGGUGAGUAAGUAGCAAGUGUUGACGCUCUUGACCUGCUCGUCCAUGUCUACCUUUACUAGUACGCGGCGCAAAAGUAGCCCUAGCCGACUCCGACAAACGAAAAUGACGGUCCAACAUCAAACCAGCCUGGCCACCCUAAUGCUUCAUGUCGGGGAAAAAUGUCAAAUAACACGGGCUGUCGUCGUCCGGGGACGAAAAAAAUGGAGCGGACUAGCACAGUCACGUCGUAGUGAUCAGUGACAGGAGUGAUGUUUCAUUUCAUACAUAAAGACGGGUCGGACUCUAUUGGAAAGCACAAGAAGCAAACGGAAAUACCAUUGCUUUUCUCGCUGUAGAAUCAGCGACAGUGCGCUGAUCGAAAAGGAAAAACCAAACGCGGUAUAUAUUUGAACGAACUGUGUGAUGAAGGAGAUGAAGACGCUGUAGAAUACAAAAGUGCCAUAUUAAAAAAAAAAUAUAGCGUAUACAAGACGCUAACAAUAUGAAUAGAAUGCAACCUGCUGCUGUUUCUGAAAAAGGAAGUUGAAAUGGAAAAAAAAAACGCCAGCUCUCUGAGUGGGCCAGGAGAAAGGAG